GAAGCGACCAGUGUGGAUACAGGACAUCACCUCGUGGGCUUUUCCACCUCUAUUCUGCAGCCUUUUUAGAGUUUAAAAAUGAUUCCAGCUCUUUUCAUUAGGAGGAAACCCUCUGAAAUUGAGCUCAAAUGAAGUGACUUUUGCCUGAAUUUCUUGUUAUGACAGCUGACUGGUUUGUGUCUACUUGAGGACUGAUCAUGAGAAGUUUGCUGCUCCUCACGUUUUUUCUCUGGAUGUGUCCACUCAAGGUUGUUGCACGAAAUCCAAGUUGCAACUUCUUGCUGGAGGUGGAGAAAGAUGAGCUUGACUGUGUGAGGAGGCUGAAGGAGGACGAGGCUGCUGGCAAUGCUGAAGAGCCGGGAUGCAAAGGACACUGGGACAAAAUAACCUGCUGGGACCGAGCUGAAUUUGGAGAAACUGUCACUAUCCCUUGUCCUCGAGCCCUCAAGAUUCUAUUCGGCAGAAAUGGUAACAUCAGCAGGAACUGCACAGUUGCCGGCUGGUCGGAUGUUUUCCCAAACAUAACCAGCGUCUGUGGGAUUGACACAAGCCAGGAGAAGCUGGGCUUCUACGUUGUUGUUCAGACAUUGUACACACUGGGCCACAGUUUGUCUCUGAUCGCCCUGACCACAGGGAGCGCCAUCCUCUGUCUGUUCCGGAGGCUCCACUGCACCAGGAACUACAUCCAUCUCAACCUCUUCAUCUCCUUCAUCCUGAGAGCUGUGGCCGUGCUGGUCAAAGAUGCCAUCCUCUUCAAUCGAAGCUCGCAGUGCUCCAACCAGCCGUCUCUGGUGGGAUGCAAAGCCAGCUUGGUGUUUUUCCAUUACUUCAUCAUGGCCAACUUCUUCUGGCUACUGGUGGAAGGCCUUUACCUUCACACUCUGCUGGUCAUCAUCUUCUCUGACAACCAGCACUUCAUCAUUUACAUGUUUAUCGGCUGGGGAAUCCCUACUGUGUUUGUCUCUGUAUGGAUAAUGACAAGAACUUACCUGGAAGACACAGGGUGCUGGGAAAGGAAUGAAAACCCCAUUCCCAACUGGGUGAUAAAUGGCCCAAUAGUGUUCUCCAUUUUGGUUAACUUCAUCCAGUUCAUCAACAUCAUUCGGAUAUUGAUCCAAAAGCUCAGAUGUCCUGACAUAGGCGGCAAUGACCAAUCACAGUACAGACGGCUGGCUAAAUCCACCCUCCUUCUCAUUCCUCUGUUUGGGAUUCACUACGUGGUGUUUGUGUCUCCCAACCAGUCCAUCACAGAAGAUUAUAAGAUAUUUUUUGACCUAGCUCUCGGCUCCUUCCAGGGUCUGGUGGUGGCCAUCUUAUACUGUUUCCUGAAUAGUGAGGUUCAGGGGGAGCUAAGGCGGAAAUGGAGAAGCAUGUGUCUAAACUGCCACCUAAGCAGAGCUAAUCACUUCAACAACAACUUCUCCACCAACUUGGGUUCAGAGCAGAUGAUGCAGUUCCAGCGCACCACCAGAGCACAGUCACUCCUGCAGUCUGAGACAACAGUGCUGUGAGAACAUGAGAGCUACGACUGAUGCAAAAACAAACAGAUAAUAGAAAGAAUGCAGUCUGCAGGUUGACCUGGGUCAAUUUGGUUUUCCAAAUUAAAAUAUACGUGGCCUGAAAAGAAACAUGACAUGGGAGCGAACUGCAUUUUUUAUUAGAAAAUGUGGAUUUUAGCUUCAGA
Messenger RNA from Cyprinodon tularosa, 1684 nucleotides. It is a transcript of the gene vipr2, whose product is annotated as vasoactive intestinal peptide receptor 2. NCBI's taxonomy places the organism in Eukaryota, Metazoa, Chordata, Actinopteri, Cyprinodontiformes, Cyprinodontidae. Gene Ontology annotation, molecular function: G protein-coupled peptide receptor activity; vasoactive intestinal polypeptide receptor activity; peptide hormone binding. Gene Ontology annotation, biological process: cell surface receptor signaling pathway; adenylate cyclase-modulating G protein-coupled receptor signaling pathway. The record is from RefSeq and is a predicted model, not a curated record. The transcript is spliced from 13 exons. Gene Ontology annotation, cellular component: plasma membrane. Bases 198 to 1511 code for a protein of 437 amino acids.